Messenger RNA from Penicillium paradoxum, 1008 nucleotides. Its product is annotated as dihydrodipicolinate synthase family protein. The transcript has a single exon. Bases 1 to 1008 code for a protein of 335 amino acids. Gene Ontology annotation, molecular function: 4-hydroxy-tetrahydrodipicolinate synthase activity. The record is from RefSeq and is a predicted model, not a curated record. Lineage: Eukaryota; Fungi; Ascomycota; Eurotiomycetes; Eurotiales; Aspergillaceae.
AUGCCUCUCACUGCGCUACGUCCCGGCGUUUAUGCGCCAACAAUGACCUUUUUCGAUGCUGAGACGGAAGAGCUCGAUGUCGCCGCCAUUCGCCGCCAUGCGGUGCGCCUAGCCAAGGCCGGACUUGUCGGUCUGGUCACCAUGGGCUCGAACGGCGAGGCUGUGCAUCUCAGCCGUGAAGAGCGCAUGACCGUCACUCGGGAGACCCGAUCUGCUCUUGAUGAAGCCGGCUUCUCCAAUGUGCCCGUCAUUGCUGGGGCCAGCGAGAACAGCAUCCGUGGAACUAUCGAUCUCUGCAAAGAAGUCGCAGCGUCUGGCGGCGAGUACGCUCUGAUCGUGCCUCCCUCCUAUUAUCGCGCCGCCGUCGGCAAUGAUGAGACGCUUUACGAUUACUUCACAGCCGUUGCUGACGGCUCGCCUAUCCCUCUUAUUCUGUACAACUACCCCGGUGCCGUUGCUGGCAUUGAUAUGGAUUCCGAUCUCAUCAUCCGCAUUUCCGAGCACCCUAAUAUCAUCGGCACCAAGUUCACUUGUGCCAAUACCGGCAAGCUGACCCGCGUCGCUACCGCCCUAGGCGCCAUCACCCCUUCCUCUCCCUUGGCCCCGGCCCAACGUGCUGCAACAGUCUCGAAGCCCAAUGCCAAGCACCCAUAUGUUGCUUUCGGUGGUAUUGCCGACUUUGCUUUGCAGACCCUCGUCUCUGGUGGCUCUGCCAUCCUCGCCGGUGGCGCAAAUGUCCUUCCUCGCUUGUGUGUCCGCAUCUUCACUCUUUGGUCUGAGGGCCGCUUCACAGAGGCCAUUGAGGCCCAACAACAACUCAGUGCUGCCGACUGGGUCCUCACAAAGUCUUCUAUUCCUGGUACUAAGGGUGCUAUUCAGUCGUACUACGGCUACGGCGGUUACCCUCGCCGCCCACUCAGCCGUCUUACUGAUGCCCAAUAUCAGGCUGUUGCUGAUAAGAUUAAGUCCGCGAUGGAUGUAGAGUUGAGCUUGCCCGAUGUGGCGUAA